Molecule: messenger RNA, 1725 nt
Organism: Heterostelium album PN500
Lineage: Eukaryota; Evosea; Eumycetozoa; Acytosteliales; Acytosteliaceae
Gene: ate1
Product: arginyl-tRNA--protein transferase
Exons: 8
Coding region: 1-1725 (574 amino acids)
Biological process (GO): protein arginylation
Cellular component (GO): cytoplasm
Molecular function (GO): arginyl-tRNA--protein transferase activity
Source: RefSeq, a predicted model, not a curated record
AUGUUUAAACCAAAUACAUCAUAUGUUACACCAUAUGGUAAAAAUAGUUCAGAGUGUCACUAUUGUUAUCAAUCCGAUAUCGGUAGAAUAUCAUAUGGUAUUGACGCAAAACAAUUGACUGUUGACGACUAUCAGGCGUUGUGUGACACGGGAUGGCGCAGGUCAGGGUCAUACAUCUAUAGACCUGAUAAUGUAAAUGAAAGCACUUGUUGCCCACAGUACACUAUCAGGUUGGAUGUAUGCCGAUUCAAGCAGACUAAAGAUAACAAACAAGUCUAUAAUCGUUUCGAAAACUAUAUUAAAUAUGAUGAUUUACAUGCUAAAUCUGAAAUUAAAUCAACAUCAUCAUCUAGAACAACAACAACAUCGACAUUAACAACAAACACAACUACAACACCAACACCUACAUCUACAACAUCAACAACAACUAAUAAUAAUAAUAAUGAUAUUCUAAAUCAAUUAAAUUUAUAUUUAAAACAAUAUUUUAAUGAUUCAUUGAUUGGAAUUGAUGAACAAUCUAAACAACAUGUAUUGAAUCAUCUGCUGGUGAGAUGCAAUACUCCAAAGUUCCAAAAGUUGGUCGGCGGUGCACAAUAUUCAUGUAGUGUGGCACCUCUAUUAGUACACAAACAGAGAAUAGAAGAAACAUCUUCAAGUUCAUUCGAUAAGUUCAUCGAGAACAGUAUCAUCCAAAGACUAAAAGAACAACCAGAUCUUUCAUCUUUAAUCAAAGAUAUAUUCCUAAAAGAUAAUCAUAUUAAUAUUCAUUUAACAACAACAACAUCAUCAUCAACAACAAAACAAAAGCACUCUAAUAAUAACAAUAGUAAUAGUAUUCCAAAAUCAAUUGAACCAAAACAUAAAUUAGAAAUAACUAUUAGAAGAGCAGAGUAUACAGAGGAAGUAUUCCAAUUGUAUUGUAAAUAUCAACGUAUUGUACAUAAAGAGGUGGAGCCAAAGAAACCAGAGGGAUUCACUCGAUUCCUUGUCGAUAGUCCGUUGGUGUUUGUGCCGUACUCCAAGGAGGGCUACUACAGUAAGAGAGAGAACAGAAUCAUAGAGAUACCAGAAACUGGAUUCGGUUCGUUCCAUCAGUACUACAGAAUCGAUGGUAAGCUUGCUGCUCUCGGUAUCGUCGACAUCCUACCGCACUGUCUCUCCAGUGUCUACAUGCUGUACGAUCCUGACUUCCAGUUUUUAUCGAUCGGCAAACUUACUGCACUCAAAGAGAUCGAAUACAUCCAAAACCAACUAUCGAAACAAGCAUCACAACUACACUACUAUUACAUGGGUUAUUAUAUUCAUUCUUGUCAAAAGAUGCGAUAUAAAGGUAAAUUUAAACCAUCGGAAUUACUUUGUAAUCAAUCUUAUCAGUGGGUGGAUUUGGAGAAAGCAGUAUCUAAGAUCUCAGAUGAGAAACCGUAUAGUGCGUUUGUAGAUGAUGCUCCAACCACUAGUUUCUCUCAACGCUAUCCAAAUGCAGUAGAUUCGAUCAAGAUAUUCGAUGGCAAAGGUCAAGAGUACAGACUUUCGUCUUUUAACGCUUCAUUUGCCAACAGACUCAGAGGUUUACUUACCAAUUAUUUGGAUAAUGUUGGUCCUGGACUUGCCAGUAAUAUAUUUCAUUUAAAAACAUCUAAAUUCUACGUUAAAGGUCAAACUUACUGCUUCAGAGGUAUAAUUGCCAGUGAUAUGGAUAUAUUAAUUAAUUUAAGAAAAAAUUAA